AUGGCCAGCAGUGACAUCGGACGUAAAAAGGUGGAAAAAAGGAACCGGCCACCUGUUUCUUGUGAGCCAUGUCGAACCAGAAAACUGAAGUGUAACCGAGGUUCACCAUGCGAUUCCUGUAUAAGACGGGAUAAGGCCUCACUUUGUAACUAUGCGGCCAAUGCUAGUCGAAGCGAGCCUAGUAAUAACAAGCCGCGCGACUUGAAAGAUAGACUUAAUACUCUAGAGAAUUUGGUAUCCUCUUUACUGUCCGGUGAUGCUGUGGUUCGGCCGGGACUGACUACAAGAAGACAACUUACCACAAAAGACGCCGAGGAUAUCACAUCACCAGCAAUACAUUACAAUAAGUCCGCAAAUCAUGAUUCGAGUUUUACGAGUCAAAGCGCACGAGAAGAUGCCCUUACCCCUGAGACACCCCACCUUCAGGAAACCGCGGAUGGUCAAGUGAACUAUAUCGAUCCUAGCCACUGGCUAUCCAUCUUGGACGAUAUAAAAGAGGUCAGAGAGCACUUAUUGGCAUCAAAUCAGCCUAUAUCACAGAAUGAGAAAGGGUUCGCCACAGAUCACGUAGUAUUAGACGCUAGUUUCUUGCUAAGCUCAGACCAAAUUUCGAGUCUCGACGAGAUUCUGAGCUCGUUACCAUCCCAACCCAUCUGCGACAUGUUGCUUUCUUGGUACUUCGGAUCCCGAUUCAUGGUCCUAGGCAUUAUACACCCGGAUAAAUUUCAAAGCGAAUAUGCUUCAUUUUGGGAGUCACCAUUAACGAUGCCACCGCUCUGGGUAGCCCUUCUUUUCUCUGUUCUCAGUGUUUCGGUUAGCUUGCGAAAGGUAUCGAACAUAAGAGAGCCCGAUGGGUUAAUCCCUCAUAUAACUGCGGCGUCGAUAGCUGCUACUGCGGCCGGUCUCACGUAUCUCGACGGCAAAUUCCAUCUGCGACAGGAUUGGCAGAAUAUCCGCGCAAAAAAGCAGGGCACGAAGCUCCUUCAGAAAGCUGUCCGAGAAAAGCGCAUCUCGUCCUACUACUUCUUCGAGAAGCAUGCUCAGACCAAACCCAGUAAGGAGUGCAUCUGGUCGCGCCAGGGCAACUUCACUUAUGCCGAGACUUACUACCGCGUCAACCAGUACGCUCAGUGGUUUUCACAAAAUGCCGGUGUCAAGCCUGGUGACCUUGUUGCCUUCUUCAUGGCCAACAGCCCCGAAUUUGUCUUUGCUUGGAUGGGUUUAAUAGCUAUCGGUGCAGCUCCAGCCCUCAUUAACCACAACUUAACUAAACAGGCUCUACUGCACUGUCUGGGCAUCUCCGAAGCGAAACUCAUACUGGCUGAUGGCGCACCUCAGCUAUUGGAACGUCUCGAUGCCGUUAAAGAUGAGCUGGCUGCGCAAGGGGUGAGUAUUGUGAAUCUGGCUGAUGUUAAACACGAAGUCAACGCGACCAAGGGCGAGCGGCCAUCCGAUGAGCUACGCGAGAACGUCCGGCCUGACUCGCCGUUUGGUCUGUUUUAUACUAGCGGCACAACCGGAUUACCCAAAGCUUGCAUGCUGCCCGCGGCGGCCAGCUUCGGAUACGGCGUUAGUAUGGACUGCGGUUUCUCAUAUGUUAAGGGCGAUGAUCAACGCUACUACGAUUGUAUGCCUCUAUAUCACGGUACAGGAGGUAUUAGUGGCAUGACGCAGCUGUUGACCGGUCAGACGCUAUGCAUCGCGCCCAAGUUUAGCGUCUCAGGGUUCUGGGAUGAUAUUCGAGAUAGCAGAGCUACGUGGUUCGUCUACGUCGGCGAGACACUACGAUAUCUACUAGCAGCACCGCCGUCACCACGCGACAAAGAACAUAACGUACACUCCAUCUACGGCAACGGCCUGCGUCCGGAUGUCUGGAAGCCAUUCCGCGACCGUUUCGGUAUCGACACCAUCUUCGAGUUCUUCAACUCGACUGAGGGUAUCAUGCCGCUAGAUAACCCAGCCCGGGGUGACUUCCGCGCCCAUGCUGUCGGUCACCAUGGUUUCCUUCAGCGAUGGCGUUUCUAUAACGUCUUCGUGCCAGUUGAAAUUGACGUCGAUACAGGGGACAUCGCGCGAGAUCCCAAAACGGGAUUUGCGCGACGCGUCCCUUACUCGGUCGGCGGCGAAAUACUUGUUACGCAGCCGCCUACGAUUACACCGUCUUUCCCAGGGUAUUACCGCAAUGAAGAAGCAACAUCGAAGAAAUACGUGCGCGACGUAUUCCGUAAAGGUGAUUUAUACUACCGAACGGGCGAUGCGCUGCGGCGAGAUGAUGAUGGGCGCUGGUUCUUCCUAGAUAGGUUGGGUGAUACAUUCCGUUGGAAGGGAGAGAACGUAUCCACGGCCGAAGUGUCCGAAGUACUUGGUCGAUUCCCGGGUGUAAGUGAAGCGACCGUGUAUGGUGUAUCUCUACCGAACCACGACGGAAAGGCCGGCAUGGCGGCUAUUUUCAUUGACCCGGCCGUCAAGACUUUUGACUAUAACGGAUUGCUGAAACACGCCCGUGCCCACCUCCCUAAGUAUGCCGUACCCAUCUUCGUGCGCCGCAUGUCCGCGCGCUCCGCUACCCACAACAACAAGCAAGAUAAGGUUCCGCUCAAGCGCGCCGGCGUCGACCCAGCUCAGACUGUGCCUGACCCUGUCUUCUGGGUUCCCGACCACGCCAAGGGCGGCAGCGCCUAUGUACCCUUUACGCAGCAGGACUGGGACGCGCUGAAAGGUGGUCGGGCCAAGCUAUGA
Molecule: messenger RNA, 2739 nt
Organism: Daldinia childiae
Lineage: Eukaryota; Fungi; Ascomycota; Sordariomycetes; Xylariales; Hypoxylaceae
Product: Isopenicillin N epimerase component 1
Exons: 7
Coding region: 1-2739 (912 amino acids)
Biological process (GO): regulation of DNA-templated transcription
Molecular function (GO): zinc ion binding; long-chain fatty acid-CoA ligase activity; long-chain fatty acid transmembrane transporter activity
Source: RefSeq, a predicted model, not a curated record